CCCAUCCGUUGUUGACUUACCCAUAUUGCCCCUGCUUCAGUUUUAUCCCUCGGUUGUUCCUCUGGCGAUCGAGCACCGCCGUCCCCCAAAUCCGAAGCCGCCGAGCCCUCCACUGAUGCAAGCCGAUGCCACGAAACUGUCUUGAUUGCAACUGGAUUUGCGUGGAGUGGCGAUCCAUCCGGACUUAGGGUUGUUCUCUUUUGCUGGUCUCAUAGGGUAGGACCCUAGGUGCAUCCGCCUCCGCGUGGGUGAGGCGGAGGGAGGAGGGAGGAUGUCGUCGCUGAGCCGGGAGCUGGUCUUCCUCAUCCUACAGUUCCUCGAUGAGGAGAAGUUUAAAGAGACUGUCCACAAGCUCGAGCAGGAGUCAGGGUUCUACUUCAACAUGAAGUACUUUGAGGACGAGGUCGUCAAUGGGAAUUGGGACGAGGUGGAGCGCUAUCUCGGGGGCUUCACCAAGGUUGACGACAACCGCUACUCGAUGAAGAUAUUCUUUGAGAUCCGCAAGCAGAAGUAUCUCGAGGCUCUUGAUAAGCAUGAUCGAUCAAAGGCUGUUGAAAUCUUGGUCAAGGACUUGAAGGUCUUUGCAUCCUUCAAUGAGGAGCUGUUUAAGGAGAUCACACAGCUUCUGACCUUGGAGAACUUUAGGGAAAAUGAGCAGCUCUCCAAGUAUGGUGACACAAAAUCUGCAAGAGCAAUAAUGCUUGUUGAGUUGAAGAAACUGAUUGAAGCUAACCCCUUAUUCCGCGACAAGCUUCAGUUUCCCAACCUGAAGAAUUCUAGAUUGCGGACACUUAUCAACCAGAGCUUAAACUGGCAGCACCAGCUUUGCAAAAAUCCUAGGCCUAAUCCUGAUAUCAAGACUCUCUUUGUUGAUCAUUCUUGUGGACAACCAAAUGGUGCACGUGCUCCAUCUCCAGCAAACAAUCCGUUACUUGGAUCUAUACCAAAACCUGGAGGUUUCCCCCCACUGGGUGCCCAUGGACCAUUUCAACCUGCACCAACACCUGUCCCACCUCUGGCUGGGUGGAUGUCAAACCCUCCAGCAGUAACACAUCCUGCUGUGUCUGGUGGUGCAAUUGGAUUUGGUACUCCUACGAAUCCUGCUGCUAUAUUAAAGCAUCCUAGGACACCGACAACUGCCAACCCUGGUAUGGAUUAUCCAUCAGGAGAUUCUGAUCAUGUCUCCAAGAGAACUAGACCAAUUGGCAUGUCUGAGGAGCAGGUGAAUCUUCCGGUGAACAUGUUGCCUGUGACUUAUCCGCAGAGCCAUAGCUACCAACAAGACGAUUUCCAUAGAACUGUUGCACGGACCUUGAGCCAAGGAUCAAACCCGAUGAGCAUGGAUUUCCAUCCACUUCAACAAACACUUCUUCUUGUUGGUACCAAUGUUGGUGAGAUUGGAUUGUGGGAUGUUGGUACCAAGGACAAACUUGUUGUAAGAAACUUCAAGGUUUGGGAGCUUGGGAAAUGUUCGAUGGCCCUCCAGGCAUCUCUGGUUAAGGACCCUAGUGUAACAGUUAAUCGUAUAAUAUGGAGUCCUGAUGGAACCUUAUUCGGUGUUGCUUAUUCAAGGCAUAUUGUACAGAUUUAUUCCUAUCACGGCGGCGAUGAUAUUAGGCAACACCUGGAGAUUGAUGCACAUGUUGGUGGUGUAAAUGACAUCGCAUUUGCUCAUCCAAAUAAGCAUCUAUGUAUAAUUACAUGCGGAGAUGAUAAGACAAUUAAGGUAUGGGACGCCACUAGUGGUGCAAAGCAAUUUACCUUUGAAGGUCAUGAAGCUCCAGUUUAUUCAGUGUGCCCGCAUUACAAGGAAAACAUUCAGUUCAUCUUCUCAACUGCUUUAGAUGGAAAGAUAAAGGCAUGGCUAUACGAUAAUUUGGGAUCUAGAGUUGACUAUGAUGCACCAGGUCAUUGGUGCACUACAAUGGCAUAUAGCGCGGAUGGUUCAAGGCUGUUUUCUUGUGGGACUAGCAAGGACGGUGAAUCACAUCUAGUAGAAUGGAAUGAAAGCGAAGGAGCGGUGAAGAGAACAUAUCAGGGAUUUCGUAAGCGAUCCUUGGGUGUUGUACAAUUUGAUACCACCCGAAACAGAUUUUUGGCUGCUGGAGAUGAAUUCUUGAUUAAGAUAUGGGACAUGGACAACACAGGUCUUCUGACUACCAUUGAUGCUGAUGGUGGCCUACCUGCAAGUCCACGGAUUCGCUUCAACAAGGAGGGUACUCUGUUGGCUGUUUCUACUCAUGAUAAUGGUUUCAAGAUCUUAGCUAACACAGAUGGACUUCGGUUACUGCGCAUGCUGGAAAAUCGUUCUUUCGAUGCUUCUCGUAAUGCAUCUGAAACUGUAACUAAGCCUCUAAUAAAUCCAUUGACUGCUGCUGCGGCGGCUGCAGCAACCAGUUCAGGAACUGCUACUCCGGCAGCUAUAACUGCAAUGAAUGGAGAUAGCAAAAAUUUGGUGGAUGUAAAACCUAGAAUAGCUGAUGAGUCAUUGGACAAGUCAAAGGUAUGGAAGCUUAUGGAGAUAACUGAGUCAAGUCAGUGCAGAUCAAUAAAACUGGCGGAUAACAUGAGAGCAAGCAAGAUUUCGAGACUGAUUUACACAAAUUCUGGUGUUGCUAUCUUGGCUUUAACUGCAAGUGCUGUUCAUCUGCUUUGGAAAUGGCCACGCAGUGAUCGGAAUUCGACUGGAAAGGCUACUGCGAGUGUGUCUCCUCAACUAUGGCAACCUCCGAGUGGCAUCUUCAUGACUAAUGACACGGCUGACAGUAAUCCUGAAGAAGCUGUUCACUGCUUUGCUUUGUCAAAGAAUGAUUCAUAUGUCAUGUCUGCUUCUGGAGGGAAGAUCUCUCUAUUCAACAUGAUGACUUUCAAGACGAUGACAACAUUUAUGCCUCCACCGCCAGCAGCAACUUUUCUUGCAUUCCACCCUCAAGAUAACAACAUAAUUGCAAUUGGAAUGGAUGACUCAACCAUUCAAAUUUAUAAUGUCCGAAUUGAUGAGGUCAAAAGCAAGCUUAGAGGCCACUCUAAGAGAAUCACGGGUCUUGCCUUCUCAAAUGUGUUAAAUGUGUUGGUCUCUUCCGGAGCUGAUGCCCAGUUAUGUGUUUGGAACACGGAUGGAUGGGAGAAGCAAAAGAACAGAUUUUUGCAGAUACCAUCAGGUCGCCCAUCCAACAUCUUAGACACACGUGUUCAGUUCCACCAAGAUCAAAUGCACUUUCUUGUUGUGCAUGAAACCCAGAUUGCCAUCUAUGAUACUACUAGACUAGAACCGGUGAAGCAGUGGCCUGUUCGAGAGAAUACAGCUCCAAUAACACACGCCACAUUCUCGUGUGAUAGUCAACUGAUUUAUGCAAGCUUUAUGGAUGCUACUGUCUGCAUAUUUAAUGCAUCGAGCUUGAGACUCCAAUGUCGAAUUCUUCCAGCUUCCUAUCUUCCUCAAAAUAUCAGUUCAAGUGUUCAUCCUGUUGUGGUUGCGGCACACCCUUCGGAAGCAAGCCAGUUUGCUCUAGGUCUGACUGAUGGUGGUGUUUAUGUAUUGGAACCUUUGGAAUCUGAGAGGAAAUGGGGAAAUACUCCACCAGCGGAGAAUGGUUCCACGAGCAACUUGUCCACACCAGCUCCUAAUGGAGCUUCGAGUUCUGAUCAACCAGAAAGAUAAUCACGGGAAGUUGAACUGGUAGAUUUUUCUAUCACUUCUACACUUCGUGGCACAAGUCACUAACCAAGAUGGGCUUCGCUCUUGCAACUUCCCUUGGCUGAUCUAGUCGACAACGUGAUCAAUAAAAACGAGCUCAACAGCAGUUUUAUCUGUUGCUUAUAUAUAAUUCUGUUACCUGUAUUGAGUGAGGGAGGAAUUAUACUUCAUUCUGCUCAGUUUGCCGUGCUGUGAAAAAAGUUUACCAGUAGAUAAGCUGUAGUAUGACUAUUAGUUUGGCUGUACUUGGUACCUUUAUUUAUGCCUCACCGGUAAAAUAUUGCUUUCA
This is a messenger RNA of Phragmites australis (common reed), 3986 nucleotides long. Its product is annotated as protein TPR3. Lineage: Eukaryota; Viridiplantae; Streptophyta; Magnoliopsida; Poales; Poaceae. Gene Ontology annotation, molecular function: protein binding. The coding region runs from base 272 to 3661 and encodes 1129 amino acids. The record is from RefSeq and is a predicted model, not a curated record. Gene Ontology annotation, biological process: regulation of DNA-templated transcription. The transcript has 27 exons.